ACUGUUAGGUACUCUGAGAGUGGGAGUGAAGUCAAGCGAAAGCAAAAAUUAAUGUUGUAUGUCUCUCUCAUAGCCAAUUUGUAGUAAAAAUAAUAGAUUUAGUGUGUUCAAAUGACUGCGAAAUAAAUUCACGGGAAUUAUUAGGAAUGUGACAGUACAGACUCCUUUUAUAGUAAAAGUGAAAAAGAGCAGAGUGUCUGUGGCGGCUAUCUGGUGACGUUUCUCUCUGUACCUGUGCCUCGACCCUCGACCUUGCAAGGCCUAAAUUGAAAACAUGAUAGGAACCACACUGAUGGACAUUAAACAGCAAAACAUAGCUAACCUGUGUUGUCUCCGAUAGGACAAUUGUCCAACCUUCUAGACAGGUUAAUAAAUAACAGCUUCAAUCAUGUCUGCUAGUCAACUUUUGGAUUCAUGUGUCUUGGUCAAUAGGAGGGUGGAACAAAGGCGAGAACAUAGCAUCACACAUACAGAAAUUACCCAAAGGAGAAUAUUACAAGAACAGGGCCCCGAUAUGCAGCACUACAAAGGCCCAGAUGUUUCGAGUACUCUGAGCGACGGUGUGUAUCACCCACAUAGUAAUGGACAGUCGGAGCAUUCGCCAAAUUCGAGCCACAUGUCAGUACACAGCGACGAGCCACUAGUGAGGAAUCAGAAGCAACAGACGACUCAACAAGUGACGACUGUGACCAAAGUCGUACGAGAAGUACAGCAGUUAGACGAUCAAGCAGGAGAAUACAUUCCGGUUUCCUUGGGAUCAUAUUCCCAUCCUUCUCAAUACGUUGACUACAUUGAACAACCACCACAUCAUAUGUAUUCACAGUACCAUCAACACCCCCAUUACCAAGACUAUGACCACUAUCCGAACCCUUACGGUGCCUAUAUGGGCUACGCCGCUGGAGCUGAAAGACCCCCCACUCCACCUAGUCCUAGUGAACAUAGUGUUGACCCCUCUCCUCUGCCUCUAACGUCUCAGCCUAAUGCUGCCUACGUUGGUUCAGGUUACGAUGAACUGCCUGAACACUACAGGGUCACUCCGUCGCCCGGUGGACCAAUAGGUAUAGAUCCUUACCAAGAUGAUUCUGCCGUAGUGUAUGGUUAUGUUUCACCUUCUCCUUAUGGCACAGCGCCAAGUCUUUCUAGACCUUAUGUAGAUAGUAUUAAUGGACCUGUACCAGUAGGAGCCACCAUGAGAUUGUUUGAGGACGAGGAACUUCAAAAGCAUGUCAGUAAGAUGUCCCUGCAUGGUCACAAUGUUGGACUGACCCAUGAUAGGGCACAUAAUAUUGCUUCUCCUGGUAGUAUUGGCGGAGACGAAGAUCAAAGGGGCAUGCGUUGGCGUGAUCCCAAUCUUACUGAAGUCAUUGGAUUCCUCAACAACCCAAACAAUGUGAUUAAAGCCAAUGCGGCAGCCUAUUUACAACAUCUGUGUUAUAUGGAUGAUCCUAACAAACAAAAAACGAGAGCUCUAGGCGGCAUACCCCCGUUAGUUAAAUUAUUGUGUCAUGACAGUAUUGAGGUGUAUAGGAACUCUUGCGGAGCUUUAAGAAAUUUAUCUUAUGGCAGACAAAAUGACGAAAACAAAAGAGCCAUUAAAAACGCGGGCGGUAUUCCUGCUCUGAUCAAUUUAUUACGAAGAUCAAACGAGGCUGAAAUAAAGGAACUGGUCACCGGUGUCAUCUGGAACAUGUCAUCGUGUGAAGAUCUCAAGAGAAACAUAAUAGACGACGGAGUAAUAACCAUUGUUACUUUUAUUAUAAUUCCACAUUCCGGCUGGGAUUCACAAGGAAAUCACGGCGAGACUUGUUGGUCCACAGUAUUCAGAAACGCAUCUGGUGUGCUAAGAAAUGUCAGUUCUGCUGGAGAAUAUGCUAGAAAAAAAUUAAGAGAGUGUGAAGGUUUAGUUGAUGCAUUACUUUUUGUUGUACGCUGUGCCAUAGAUAAGUCAAAUAUAGGCAAUAAAAUUGUAGAGAAUUCUGUGUGCAUUCUACGUAAUCUGUCGUAUCGAUGUCAAGAGGUUGAGGAUCCAAACUAUGAUAAGAAUCCUUUACCAACUCAAACUAGGGUGGCCGCUACCUCAUCUAAAGGUGAAAAUUUGGGCUGCUUCGGUGGAAGUAAAAAGAAAAAAGACAGUCAGUCCUCAGACACGAAGGAAAACAAUUUUUCCGCAGGAGCCCCAGGCGGUAUGUCUAGCGCGAGUGCUAGAGGAGAUCCAGUUAGAGGGAUGGAGCUUCUCUGGCAACCAGAAGUAGUGCAAUCUUAUUUAGCUUUAUUGCAAAGCUGUUCCAAUCCAGAAACCCUAGAGGCGGCAGCUGGAGCCCUUCAAAAUUUGGCAGCUUGUUACUGGCAACCUAGUAUAGAGAUUCGGGCGGCAGUACGCAAGGAGAAAGGUCUCCCAAUAUUAGUGGAACUGCUACGUAUGGAGGUGGAUAGGGUGGUAUGUGCAGUGGCUACAGCACUUAGGAAUCUUGCCAUUGAUCAACGCAACAAAGAACUCAUAGGAAAGUACGCCAUGAGAGAUCUUGUCCAAAAACUUCCGUCAGGAAAUACACAGCACGAUCAAGGCACCUCUGACGACACCAUAGCUGCUGUCUUAGCCACCUUAAACGAAGUUAUUAAAAAGAACGCUGAAUUCUCCAGAUCUCUACUAGAGGCAGGAGGUGUAGAAAGACUGAUGACCAUUACAAGGCAACGACAGAAAUAUACUCCAAGGGUACUAAAAUUCGCUGGACAAGUCCUGUUUACGAUGUGGCAACACCAAGACUUGCGGGACGUUUACAAAAAGCACGGCUGGAAAGAACAAGAUUUUGUUACAAAAACAGUAGCUGCACGCAACGCUGGACCUAAUUCACCGAACAAUGCCAACAGUACUUUAAACCGCCCCAUGGCUUCACAAAGUGGAACAAGAUAUGAGGAUAGAACAAUGAAACGCACCACUGCGGGAAACAGGAGCGCUGGCGUCUUCCAAAGGAAUGACGACAUCCCCACAGCGGACAUGCCGUAUCCAGAUAACCCAGCCAUGGGUCGAUCGUACCCCCCCGGUCCAGGUCCAAAUCCGCCACCAGUGAGUCAUUAGGAAGGCAGGCGAAGUGCACACCCCUACACAUCCGUGUCAAUUGAUUGCGUUUGGUGAAGGCGUUGCUCAAAUUAGCAAUACGACGUCGAGUCUGCUGAACCGGCUGUUAAAUAAACUCAAAAUUAUUCUCGAUGAUCUAAAUCUCUGGUAACCCUCGUGUAAUUUCUCCAUAUUUAUAUUUGAGAAGGAAAUAUUAAACAUAGUCACUUCCUCACUCGCAUUUGCCUAUUAUUUAUCUAUGGUUAGCGAUGCAAAUCAUCGAAAACAUAUUAUAGGAACAGGCCUACAAACUACUUCCAAUUGUUCAGCAAUUCAACCAUUUAUAUUCAUAUUUUCUUCGUCAUUUACUGCGGUCUUUUAGAAAAUAUUUUAAAAAACGGUCAAAAAUUUAAUGAAUUCUAAAAUGUAUUUUACCAAGAACGUUUUUAGUUUCUAAAAUAGUGCAAGCAUAUAACACAUCUGAUAUGACUCCUUUCAAAAUUAAGUAAUCACUUAAUUUGAUAUUUUCUAGCCAAUUUCAAAAAUAUUUUGUCCCUAUUAAAGAAUGCUAAAUGAAUAAAUAAAUAUUGCAAUUGUUUGGUGUCCAAUAGAUCUUCUAGGUGUACCAGUAAAAGCUUCUAACUGAAAAAAGAAAGGAUAAACGCCAAAGAUACAGAAAUAUAUCGAAAUUUACAAGUAUUCAUCCACUAUUUUUUGAUAUAAUGCAAUUGGAUGAUUCAAACCGUUCCCGUAUACUAUUACAACAAAUAAAAUCGUUAUAACAUUGUCAGACGCCAUUAUUCAGUCAACAUUUAUCAUACCAUGCACAAUUAUCCCAAUGGUGGCACAAAAUGUUUUAUCCGAAGAAUUCUUGUUAACACUUCACGAUGUGAGAAUUAAGUCGGUAAUUCAAUUUUUUCGGCUGCCAAUGCCAUAUUUCUGGACUCAUAUAUGUAAUCAUAUUCUACAUGUCAUAUAAAACUUUUAACUUCGAUUUGCUAUGUUAACGUAAUUGUAUAUGGGUUGCUAUAAGUGUAAUUAAUUGUAUAGGACCUAUUUUUUCUGUUUGGCAUGUCGUGUGUAUAAUAGAUCUGGUUAAUCAGGAACUGAUCUGCAGUGUGCGAUUUUGAGGUAAUUGUGAUAAACUGACUAAUAGGAUUAUUUCCAACUCUUUAUAUUUGGAAAAAAUGUCACCACUCUAUAAUAUUUUGGAUUGUUUUCUUCUGUUGCUUUUUUAAUUGAAUCUCUCUAGUAUUUUUCUUAAAUUGUAAACACUCUCUCGGUUGUGUGUCACAUUCACUGUAGAUCUGAGCUCAUUCGCCAGAAAUGGUGCUUGUGCAAUCUAAAUAAGAAAGAAAGAAGUACCGGGUGUCCCAAUAAGAAUGGCUCUCGGCCAUAUCUCGGGAACCGUUUAUAGUACAGUUUUGAGAAAAAAAUAUUUAUAACAAAAGUUGGCUCGGGAAAAGCCUGGAAAUUUAUUUCAUAAUUAUAGGUCCACCGCUAGAGGGAGUAAUUGAAUAUAAAAAAUUAAAAAAUCAAAAUUUUACAAAAUUUACCUAAUGAAAGGGCACUGGAAAUCCAAUCAUCAUAUUCUUCAUAAAAUUCUGCGCAUAUUUGAUUUCACAAGAUUAAGUCUACCUUUGCAAAUAAGAGGUGGGGGUGAGUGGGAACCUUCUUAUGAAAAAAUGGCUGUAAGUCUGGUUCUGCUAAAUCGAAUUUUGCAUACUUGGUCUUGUUGAAAACAGCUCUUUUUCGUCAAUGUAAGUGUCUUAUUUUGGAAAUUGCCUAAUAAGUAAUAUGCAAGCUAGGAUUGCUAUAUUUAAUUAUUUUCAGAAAUCCAGUUUUCUUUGGAAAAUAUUAAAUACAAGUAUGCAUUUUUAAUCCUAUAUUACAAAAUUAGACCAAAUUAGCAACAUAAUACCGAAAACCGCAUGUCGAUACCUUUAUUUUAUCUCGAGAUAUCUGAAGAAAUGUGUGAAUUUUAAACAUAACUGUUACUGUCACCGGUAAACGAGGUUAAGGAAAAGUAGUGUGCCAUGGAAAAAACAAAUAAACAGUUUUCAGAUGUAAACGUAUAUAGUUAAUUAAAACAACACUAUAAAAUAUAACAAAGAAAUAAAAGCAACUACUUACUUAGCCUUAGUGACUGCCUAAAUGUUCAAAUUUUUGCCCAUCAUUUUCGAUGCAAGCAUUUACUCUUUAAAGAGUAGGUUGAAUAGCAACAGAUUUAACUGUUUUAGACUUUUAUUUAUGGGGACGGAUUAAAGACCUUGUUUUUGCCGCUAGGCCCACUACUCGAGAAAUCAUGAUCUAGAAUCUAGAGAAUACGAAACGCCAUUCAAAGCAUUGCGAAAGCAGAAAUUGAGACUGUUGUUCAAUCUACUCUUGAAAGAUUAAAUGCUUGCAUCGAAAAUGAUGGGCAACAAUUUGAACAUUUAGGUCGUCACUAAAUAGUUGUGUUUAUUUCUUUGUUAUAUUUUAUAGUGUUGUUUGUCUUAUUGUUGUGUGUAUUAAUUAUAUACGUUUAUAUAUUAUAUUUUCAAAAGUCACUUCUAAAUAUUUAAAUUGUAAAAAUUAUAGUGAAAAUGGAUAAAACACCUUCAAAAUAUCAUGAAAAUUCUUAUAGAAAACGAAGUCCUGCCAGAAGAAUCCCAUCCGAAGUUUUCGCAAUCCUUUGUUGAAUUGUAUUAGAGAUUUUUGUAGGUCCGAUAAACAAAAUUUAACGUUAACUGAAUUAGUGAAAAGAGGAGCCCAAAUUUAAAGACAGAUGAGCGAACAAGAAUGAACAAGACUAUAUUCGAUCCUUUUUUGUAAAUUUUAAGAUAAAUUCAUGUUGUUUUAUAAUCUAAAUUUAACCCUCACGCACAAGUUGUAGUCCAUGUGACUAACAACUUCAGUGAGAAACUGAGUUUAUUUAUUAUGUACUAGGUUGCUACAAAUAAACUCUAUUAUUAUAUCUGAAAAAUGUUUAUUUGUUUUUUCCAUAGCACACUACUUUUCCUUAACUUCGUUUACCGGUGACAUUAACAGUUGUUUAAAAUUUACACGCUUCUUAAGAUAUCUCGAGAUAGAAAAAAGGUAUCAGCAGGCGGUUUUCGGUAUUAUGUUGCUAAUUUGAUCUAAUUUUGUAAUACAGAAUUAAAAAUGCAUAAUUGUAUUUAAUAUUCUCCAAAGAAAACUAGGUUUCCGAAAAUAAUUUAAUAACGCCUACCAGCUGACAUAUUACUUAUUAGGUUAUUUCGAAAAUAAGACUCUUACAUUGACGAAAAAGAGCUGUUUUCAACCAGACCAAGUAUGCAAAAUUCGAUUUAGCAGAACCGGACUUUCAGCCAUUUUUUCAUAAGAAGGUUUCCACUCACCCCCACCUCUUAUUUGCAAAGGUAGACUUAAACCUGUGAAAUCAAAUAUGCGAAGAAUUUGAUGAAGAAUACGAUGAUAGGAUUUCCAGUGCCCUUUCAUUAGGUAAAUUUUGUAAAAUUUAGAUUUUUAAAUUUUUGAUAUUCAAUUACGCCCUCUAGCGGUGGACCUACAAUUAUGAAAAUAAUUUCCAGGCUUUUCCCGAGCCAACUUUUGUUAUAAAUAUUUUUUUCUCAAAGCUGUACUAUAAACGGUUCCUGAGAUAUGGCCGAGAGCCAUUCUUAUUGGGACAUCCGGUACAAAUCCUUUAUAGAUUUUAUGCAGAUUAGACCAUAUUACGAAUAAGCCAUUAUCAGUCUGAUAUCCAGCCCAAAUGAGGUGUUCCUCUAGCGAAUAUUCGGUGUUGCUCAGAUGCACACUUUAAAAUCUUGCGAAGCGGAACAGUCAGAUGGAAGAAUUUGGGAACUAUAUCGCCAUGUUUGAAAAUAAAGCUGAAAUAAUCACAUCUUAAUUUAGCUUUAAAUCCCUUGGGAUGAUGAAGAGGGAAAUAUCUCAACGUGAGCAUUGGUCGCGAUGGUAAUACCUCAUACCAAUAUAAAAAAUCAAUUAUGCCCUGCUGAAAGAUCAAAAUGUGCUUAGAAUAAGUCAGUUGAUACCAUUGAUUGAUCAGGUAUUAGCAAUGUAAUAAUUAUUAAAUGUUUUCAACAGUAAUGAAAAUAAUAAUUAUAUCAGUGGUCAAUGAAUGGGUCAAAUAAACUUUUGAAUGCCUUGUUGAUUAUUCAGAUGUCAUAAUUGUUCUUAUUAUAUUCUCAGUAUAAGGUGCUCGCAUCUCAGAGUUAUUGCUGUGUGAAAUACCAACUUUCUUGGACCACAUUUCUAGUCUUUUUAUAUAAUAUGUUUUCUAUGGUACAAUUAAGCAAUUUUGAGAUACGUGGUAAUACUGUUAAACGAAAGUAGGACAUGGUUCUAUUUGAAUAAUAUCACAUACAUAGCAUUGUCGUAGAAAGUUUUUUUGAAAACUAUCUUUUCUAGAUGCAGUGAAGAUUUUAUUGUUUAUCACCUGAGUAUUAGUUGUUCAUUAUAUUAUUUUUAAUAUUAUUGAAUUAUAUAUACACUUUUAUUAUA
This is a messenger RNA of Diabrotica virgifera virgifera (western corn rootworm), 7537 nucleotides long. It is a transcript of the gene p120ctn, whose product is annotated as catenin delta-2. NCBI's taxonomy places the organism in Eukaryota, Metazoa, Arthropoda, Insecta, Coleoptera, Chrysomelidae. Gene Ontology annotation, molecular function: cadherin binding. Gene Ontology annotation, biological process: cell-cell adhesion; cell-cell junction assembly. Gene Ontology annotation, cellular component: cytoplasm; nucleus; plasma membrane. Bases 389 to 3076 code for a protein of 895 amino acids. The transcript has 8 exons. The record is from RefSeq and is a predicted model, not a curated record.